CCCCAACCUCAUGGAACUAUUCUCCCUCUGUAAUAUCCAUUCAACUCAACUAUCGAUUUCCAAGGAGCCCCUCCAAUAUACCAAUACAAGACAAAGACAUUCUUUCUGUUUUCGUCUCUUUUGUCUGGUUUUGUCUUGUUCUGUCUUGGAUCCAUUGUCUCACUUUCGCUACCGGCCACUCUCAAGACCGUCGUCGAACACCACCUGACUACGAAAGACCUGACGACAUUGUUCACGACUUUGCUUUCGCUCCCUUUACUCUGUACCCCGCCCUCUUUACAAAGGGCCUACAAAGGGGAAUUCAAUAAUAUAUAACAUAUAUCGACAAUGUCUCUAGCAGUGACGCAACAACCACAAAGGGAGCUUGAUGCACCAAAACUUGAUACUGCUCUCGCCCAACGGGUACAAACACAGUCACAGCCUCGAUCUCAAAUACAGUCUUUAUCUGUCGAGCCUCCUAUUUAUUCUCCUUCCGCCGAUGCCGACUCGUCACCCGAAAGCACACCUACAACAAUGAUUCCUUCACAACGACAACUUUCUGCAGCUCCUGCGCUGCCAGCCAAGAGCUCACUCCGAGCUUCAAGAUGCCUCGAUGGUCUCUUGACACACAAGCUUACCCCCGAGGGUCAAGCUCCUUUCUCUACUCCCCAUGAUGUCUACCUCUCUUCAGAAGAAGAUGCGUCUUCUUCUGCCGAUGACUUUUCCGAUUUCGAAUUCGACUCUGGUAGCGAUGAAUCCCAGUCAACUCGAAGGGGAAGUCAAGAGGACACCGCCAAGGUCGUUUCAGUUGUUUUCUCUGGAAAGCCCUCAGUGAUUGAUCUUCCUCGACGAUCAGUCUCUCCCAGCAUCAUCAGUGAAGCUUCUUCCCGACCUUCAUCAAGAAUGUCUAUUUCAUCCCGACCUCCUAGCCGCCUCCGCAGAACCACCACUCUCCCAGUCACUCUUCCCGUCCUCGACCGACGAAUGUCUUUCUGCACUACUUCUUCCGGAUCAGUCAUGCACCCUCCACGAACAAGCAGCAUGGGAACUCGUCUCGAGAAGCAACGACCCGAUUUUCUCAGCAUUGACCCCUUCGCCAAAGUUGAGCCCGAGGUCAAGGAAGAGGCCACUGAGAGGCCCAAGACACCAAAGUCACCCGGUGUUUUCAAGCGUACACUAAGCUUGGUGAAGAAGCGAAGUCGACCUUCGCUCAACACCCAUUUCGCCAGUCAAUCCAAGGAUAACCUUUCCCUCUUCACACCCACUUUCCCCAUGGAGCAGGUUCGAGAAGAACCAGGCACAGACUCCGAGGAGAGGGCCCCCAAACCCAUUCUUCAAAAGGCGCCAACCUAUCACGAGUUCGCCCAGAGGAGGAUGUCUUCAGCACCAAUGUCUCCCAUGUCACCUAUGUCUGAACCCGGAUCUCCAAUGACACCUAAUGGCACUCGUAGCCGUUUAAGGCAAGGAUUGGCAGCAGCCGCGAGAAGGCGAAGCGUCAAGGUUUAAAGACCUGACCUGUACUUUUACGAAUUAUGACUGGGCAAAACGGAUACGGGUGCUAGACGCCUCUAAUAUUUCUCCUUUGUCACUAUCUUCUGUAUCGACCAAAAAAGGUCCUAGGGCAAAGGAAACAGGCGUUCUAUGGACAUAUUCUGCUGGACAAGAAAAACCGGCGUUGUAUUGUAUUAACUCACCACUCGAACUGAGAAUGGCGUUUUGGGAUAUAUCAAACAUGCUUUGCAAGCAUCACGACCUUGGACAGGUCUAUUGGAUGGAUUUUUGUCAGAUAAAUUGUUAAUGAACAACCGCAAAAAGACGGUCAGGCAUAUCAUGGAUGGAGUUUUAGCUUUGUUCUGAUGAAUAACAAUAUCACGAUUGCUGCUACA
Fusarium oxysporum Fo47 is the source of this 1865-nucleotide messenger RNA. RefSeq lists its product as uncharacterized. The transcript has a single exon. Lineage: Eukaryota; Fungi; Ascomycota; Sordariomycetes; Hypocreales; Nectriaceae. The record is from RefSeq and is a predicted model, not a curated record. The coding region runs from base 328 to 1485 and encodes 385 amino acids.